Phlebotomus papatasi is the source of this 3861-nucleotide messenger RNA. RefSeq names its product A disintegrin and metalloproteinase with thrombospondin motifs adt-1 (gene stl). The record is from RefSeq and is a predicted model, not a curated record. Gene Ontology annotation, cellular component: extracellular matrix. Gene Ontology annotation, molecular function: metalloendopeptidase activity. The coding region runs from base 691 to 3831 and encodes 1046 amino acids. Gene Ontology annotation, biological process: extracellular matrix organization; proteolysis. NCBI's taxonomy places the organism in Eukaryota, Metazoa, Arthropoda, Insecta, Diptera, Psychodidae. The transcript has 6 exons.
UAUCGGUCCGAAAAAUAAAAAGAGUUCCAUCCACUUUCUGUGCACAAUUUCAGUGUUUUCAUCUUUUUUUUUUUCUUAAAUGGAGUGAAGGAAAAGAAACCAAUAUUGCAAUUUCUUUAGGGGGCAUGUGGAUGUUUUUCUGUGUUAAAUAAUUUGUGUUGACCUCCAAAAGGCAAUUUAUUGAUCACAUCCCAUAGCACAAGUUUGAGUGCAACAGCAUGCAGAUGCCAUCAGCAUCUUGGCCAAGAGUGGUUCUGCAGUGAGUGCUGAAGUUAACGGUGGCUCUCUACAGUGCUUGAUUUUCUUCUUGCACAUAGCAAAAGAACAUCACAACAUCAUCAAAUUGCUCUCUAAAAUCCAGUCUUCUUGUGACUUCACGCGAAGAAUGGUGCCCAAUUGUUCCAUCAUCAUCUACCCAAAUACCAACCUCGUAGAGUCCCCGUGAUAUUUUUUUUUACAUUCAUAGUGUACAAGGAAAUUCUCAAAAAAAAAAAAACAAAUUUUUCAUCAAACCUUGAAUUGUGUGCUUUAGGCCAAGGAAGACCCUGCGUGCAGCAUACAAAGAACCAUAUAAAUCGCGAAGCUCUUUUUUCGGAAGAAGAAUAAACCAACAACAACAAGAAAAGAAACAUGUAAAAUCUCAAAAGAAGUGUUAAUUAAUUAGUUAUUUGUGCGGAAAAUUCUCUUUGAAUGGCAGCAGAGAGGAAAGGAAGAAAUAUGUUACUUCUUCUAUUUACUGCAUUGUAUCUCGUUGAUCUUAUUCAUGGAAAUCACUUUCAAGUCACACGGAAUUGCAGUGUUAAUUAUAGAGGACAAAAGCUCAAUGAGGGGAAUCUUCAUGAAUUUCUGGACACUCAUGAACGAUUCCUGCUAUUUGGACACAGUGAUAAACAACGUGAUUUAGACUACAAGUUACUCAAUGUGAUAAGAACUACUCGACGAAGAAGAUCAACAGAUCGUGGUAUUCAGAUCAACUGGGAAGACGACGAUGGGAAGGAUGUUGAGUUUAUUCUGGAGAAAUCUCAACAACUGCUGGAUGAAGAUUUUGUCUUCAUCCAUCGAUAUUCCAACGAUUCCAGUAUCAUAGAAGAUUCUAGUGAGAUGCUGGAUAAUGUGACUGAAUGCUUCUACACCAACUCCCAGACUGCCCUUGAUGUCUGUGACGACAAUCUUCGGGGUGUUGUAAGGCAUAACAACAAAGACUUUGUGAUUCACCCUCUACCAGAGAGAUUUGGCAAUGGAAUUCACUUGCUAAUCCCCAGGAACUCAACAGAAAGAUCAAGGAUUAAUCGUGGAGAGAAGUUUUUCGAUGUUGAACUUCUAAGGGGAGACUUCGAAAACAUAGGUCAUAGGAGUAAGAGAUAUAUUUCAGGAAAGAUGACACCACCGAGUGUACUACACGUUGAAACCGCGAUCUUCGUCGAUCGUGAUCUAUUCAGGCACAUGGCAAAGAACUAUCCGAAAAAUACAGAAAUGAAUCUAAUCAGAUUCGUCCUUGCGAUGGUUAACGGCGUACAACUACUCUACCAUCAUCCUUCGCUUGGGUAUCAAAUCAAUUUUGUCCUGAAGCGUUUAGAGAUCUUGCACAACGAUCCUAAAGAUCUCCACAGAUCAAGCGAUAUAGACAUUUUCUUAAAUAGUUUCUGCAUGUGGCAGAGAAAAUUAAAUCCGGCUUUAGAUACUGAUGUCAUGCAUUUUGAUCAUGCUGUAAUCCUCACGGGAUUAGAUCUCUACGUUGUAGGGAAGAACGGGAAGAUCAGUACACAAGUCGUAGGCCUAGCUCCUGUUGCUGGAAUGUGUACACCUACAUCAAGUUGCACAAUCAACGAAGGAAAGCAUUUUGAAAGUGUUUUUGUUGUAGCCCACGAAAUUGGACAUAAUCUGGGAAUGCGUCAUGAUACUUCAGACAACAACUGCGAUCCAUCACUCUACAUCAUGUCGCCUACGCUUGGAAGCGGAAAGAUCACAUGGUCAAAAUGCAGCAGGGAAUAUCUGAACAAAUUCCUGGAAUCUUCACAAGCUCAGUGUCUUUUUGAUCGAGGCCAUUCAGCUCACAGUUUGGACCAUGCAGCCGAGGGAAUGCUUCCCGGAGAAAGAUUUGACGCUGAUCAACAGUGCAUGCUUAAGUACGGCAAGGAUAGUGUAAGGUCCAGAAAUCAACCCUUACCUGACAUCUGCCGGGAUCUUCACUGUCAGAGAGAUCGAUACACUUGGACAUCCCAUCCAGCUCUCGAAGGAACUUACUGUGGCGAGGGAAUGUGGUGCAAAAGUGGCGUUUGCAAACUAAAAGCCACAGCUUAUAUCGAAACUCACGCUAACUUCCACCGUCCCUCGAUGAAGCAUUUCCCCGAAAAGAGUGCUAACUUCAUCGAAACCCAGAAGCUUGGACACUACAAACAAGAAUUCGGAAAAUCCGUAACAGGAUGGAGCGAAUGGAGUCCGCAGAGUGAAUGCGAAUCCGGAUGUUUGUAUGGUGAAUCCGGACGACUCAAAGAAGGAAGUACAGGGCUUAAGGUCUCCACAAGAACCUGCCUAGAUUUACGGGUCAACCGGAAGAAAUGCUUCGACCUCAAUAGACGAUACGAAGCAUGCACACCCAAGCAAUGUUUCAACAUUCCUCGCACAACGGUCAUGGAAUUUGCUAACCAAAUCUGCGAACGCGCAAAGGAAUUUGACAGCGAUAUCCUAGGUGUUGGACUGCAGCAGGUUGCUCUGAAUCCUGAUGACUCCUGCCGUGUCUUCUGCAAAACCAGAAACGGAGUGCCAAAAUCGAAAAAUUGGCUGUUCCCAGAUGGAACGACCUGCCGAAAUGCCGAAUCUGAUUUUGAUGACGCCUUCUACUGCAUCAACGGAAGAUGCCAGAAAUUUUCCUGUGAUAACUCAACCAGCAACCUCUACAAAAGCGAUCCAACCUAUUGCCCACAAAGCCAAAUCCGUGAAGAAGACUCUCAGUCAAAUGCAAGUUCGCCACAAGCUGAAGAACAAGUUCGGGAGGAAGCUAAGCCAACAACAAAUCACAAUGAGAGCUACCAAGAAGAAAUCAACGAAUCGCACAAUGGAGAAAUUGCUCCAGAUUCUUCAUACGUCAAGGCCCAAAUCUACAACAAUUGGCGCAUGAGAAACAGCGACAAACAGUUAAUGCAUGCCAAUCAUCAUCCUUCGAUGAUGUACAAGAACGCACCGGUUCGAAGUGACCUCUGGCAAGUGAAAUCAGGGUGCUACUUCAGUUGCAUGGACAUGUCUAAGGGAAUCCAAGUCAUAGCGUCAACAAUCUCUGGAAUCACCAACAUCCAGCUCUGCUCCCCAGAAGCCUUCCCAUGCGAAAAGAUGCAAACAACCUACGAAUUCUCCAGUAAACUCUGUUCGCGCUACAAAACUAAGGUUAGAGGAUUGUCCGGAAGUGGUAUGCAGAUCUCUCCGAGUGUAGAAGAUCCUGAUCGAAGUUGUAAGGUCGCGUGCCAGGAUGAGUACAUCGGACAUAGGUUCUACUUGGUUAAUGGUGAACAAGGGUUCUUCCCCUUCGGAACGAGAUGUUCGAAAACUGAAAAACGUUUCUGCGUUCGCGGAAGAUGUCUAGAAUUCGGACACGAUAACCUACCCUUGAGGGAAUCACAUUCGAAUUUGGCACUUUUCCACAACCAGAAGCGCCGUAGACGGAAAAGGAGCUUCAUCAACUUUGCUCCAGUCAACAUUACAGAGACCAUCAGUCAGGAGUUACUGGACAAACUUCUGAACAAUAUUAAUUUCUCUAUAGGUUUUGAUCCUCCGGCGGAUGUUGCAGAGAAACAGAUCGACAUGACAAAUCCUAUCUAUUUAUCAGACUUCUUCUAGCAUUUUGCAAAUAUAGAUGAUUCAAUUUAA